UGAUUCUUCUUCCAACCUUCUUUCUGCGAAGUGAUGGCGUCUUCCUCAUUCUUCUAUUCACCCAACCACCAACGUCUCCUAUCCUUCACAAAGCAAAUAACAACACACGUCAACCAAUCUCGUCACAGAGAAGCUUUAUCAAUCUUCCACCACAUGCACUCUUCCCUUUUCAUGUUCCUUGACCCACACGUUUUCACCCUCGUUCUCAAAUCCUGCACCUCCCUUCACCUUCCCUACCUCGCUACUUCCAUCCAUUCCCACCUCAUCAAAUCCUCUUUUCUUACCAACAACCCAUUCCUCUCUUCUUCCCUCCUCAACUUCUACGGCCAUUGUGUUUCGCUCAAUCAUGCACACCAACUGUUCGAUGAAACUCCUCACCGAAACGAUGUUAUUUGGAAUUCCAUCAUUGCACUUUACUCGCGUGUGCAAAACAUUACAACUGCUGUUAAUCUCUUUAAUGAGAUGGAUGUACCGCCUAAUGAAUCAACUUUUAACCCGAUUAUAGCAGCUUUGUCAUUGUCGAAUCAAAACAAUGCUUCGUUUAAAGCGAUAAGCUUUUACCGGAGAAUGACUGGGUUGAAAUUAAAGCCGGGUUUGAUCACUCUACUUGCUCUUGUUCGUGCGUCUGUUUCGAUUGCAGCGUUGAAUUUGAUUAAAGAGAUUCAUGGUUAUGCGAUGAGGAAUGAUAUUGAUUCACAUCCUCAGUUGAGUAGUGGGUUGAUAGAAGCUUAUGGUCGAUGCGGUUGUUUAAUGGAUUCACGUACAGUUUUUAAGAAUAUGAGGGGCUGCGAUAAAGAUGUAGUUGUUUGGAGUAAUUUAAUAUCUGCUUGUGCUUUACACGGUGAAGCAAAGGAAGCAUUGGAGUUUUUUCAAGAAAUGGAAGUUUCAGGCGUGAAGCCAGAUGGGAUUACUUUUCUUGCUGUUUUGAAAGCUUGUAGUCAUGCUGGGUUGGAUGAUGAGGCGUUGUGUUUUUUCAUGAAGAUGCAUAGGGAUUAUGGCGUUGAGCCGAAUAGCGAACAUUAUUCAUGUUUGGUUGAUGUUUUGAGUAGAGCUGGGAGAUUGUAUGAAGCUUAUGAGGUUAUUAAAGGGAUGCCUGUGAAAGUGACUGCCAAGGCAUGGGGUGCUCUUCUUGGUGCUUGUACGAAUUAUGGGGAGUUGGGGUUGGCUGAGAUUGCGGGGAAGGCUUUGGCUGAGGUUGAACCAGAUAAUGCUGCAAAUUAUGUUUUGUUGGCUAAGAUUUAUGCUAGUGUUGGGAGACGAGAGGAGGCUGAUAGAAUGAUAAGGGAAAUGAAAGAGAAGGGAGUGAAGACUACGAGUGGUACUAGCUGGGUCGUGUAUUCUGAGUCUUAAGAUUCAUUGCGUUUGUCAAACGUGGUUUUAAUUUGCAGUUAUGGUUGAGAUUUGGUUUUCAAUAUUGUUGGAAAUCCCAGACAAAUGUUGUUUGCGUUGCAGCAAUUGCAGUUGCAAAGAUCUCAGAACUGUUGAUGUUUUGGUCACGUUAAUUGUUUGUGUUUUGCAAUUGAUAUGUGUUGGACAUGUGAUAGUAUUGAAACUACUACUUUGAGCUUCUAAAUGAAAGCACGAUGAAAGUGUCGUGGCCGCGGAAACAAACACACUGACAAUUGCUUUCGUAGACCAUAAUUUUAAAAGAAAACUUACAGUAUCAUGAGCACAGAGUAAUUAUGAUUAUUGUAAGUUUUAGUAGAGAACAACACCUAUAGGCUAUAGUACUGUUGGCAAGUUUUGCCCUACUGUGAAAACUGGUUGUCAAGUAAUGUUUUUUUCUUGAUACCCUUGUUUUGUCUCAUUUUUUUUUUUCUCCUAAUGAAAGGAUAAUAAGAUUAAUAUAGAAAAAGAGAAUUGGUGAAGUGUGGUGUUUUGAAUGGACGGAUGGAGGAUUGGACUGAAAAAGGGACUGUUUAUUUGGGUCCCUUUGGGAUAGGAUGAAUUGAUGAGGUUGAGCUCGUUACUUGCAGCUAUCAAAGGCAGGUACGACGAGUUGGCAAUUGCACUUCUUGAUAAGGUGUUGCUAAUUUGAUAUGGAUUUGAAUCUUCUGGUUUUAACACUGGACAUGACUUUUGCUGCAUUGGUGGGUUCUGAUCCUAUAUUCCGACAACCAGGGAGAAUUCAAACCCGUGCUGAUAAAUUGAUGGAUAUUUCUCAUGCAAAUCGUUUGAUGUAUGGUAGAUUUGAAUGCUGCACAAUAGCUUGUACAUUGACUUGAAUAUUUCUAUUAUUUUUUGUUAAUCAAAUCCUGUUUUUAUGUCUA
Molecule: messenger RNA, 2270 nt
Organism: Medicago truncatula (barrel medic)
Lineage: Eukaryota; Viridiplantae; Streptophyta; Magnoliopsida; Fabales; Fabaceae
Product: putative pentatricopeptide repeat-containing protein At1g03510
Exons: 1
Coding region: 34-1350 (438 amino acids)
Biological process (GO): RNA modification
Molecular function (GO): protein binding; RNA binding
Source: RefSeq, a predicted model, not a curated record